Molecule: messenger RNA, 2309 nt
Organism: Bombus pascuorum
Lineage: Eukaryota; Metazoa; Arthropoda; Insecta; Hymenoptera; Apidae
Product: putative metabolite transport protein YncC
Exons: 9
Coding region: 783-2189 (468 amino acids)
Biological process (GO): transmembrane transport
Cellular component (GO): membrane
Molecular function (GO): transmembrane transporter activity
Source: RefSeq, a predicted model, not a curated record
UUUUGUUAGCAACUUAAUUUUGAAAGUAUGAAUUUGAAAUUACUGAAUUGAUGUUAUUACGGUAAGAUGAUAAAUGUAUGUCUCAAUAACUUCUCAGUGUAGCAAAUGGAAUUCUGUAAAUCAGUAUCUACCAAAUUCUAUAAUAUAUGAUGACUAAUAACUGUGAAAAGGUUAUAGCUAAAGCAGGUUAAGAAAUUUAAAUAAUUCAUUUAUUUACUAUGUUAAAAACUGAUCAAUACAUAAUUUACGAAAUAUGUUCUUGAUGGAGCACUGAAUAGAAAUAUUUCACUUUUUCAUAUCAUAUUUUUCAGACUAUUAAGAUGUUUUUGAUGUAAAUGUAUUUAGUAUUAUAUCAUAGCCUACAAAAUAACGAAUUCAAUAAUAACGUUUUGAAAUUAUUAUUAAUCUUAAAAUAUAGAGAGAAUGUAUCAAGAAUAACUAUAAUUUAUUUGUAUUUGUACAAUACUUUCUAUUAUGAUGGUACAAUAUUUUUUGAAAUUAGACUACUUCAACAUUUCUUUAUUAUAAGUUAUUGAAUUCUUUUUAUCGGCUGCAACGUAACACUAGAAAAUGAGAAACGUAAAAUUAGAAAAUGAUUCAUUAGAAUGGUUAGGAAAUUCAAGGCUAGCUUAAUAACUCAAGGCACAGAAAAAAAGAGAAAUCUUUUUAUUCAACAACCAAUAUGGAAUAAAACAUUAAAACAUUAUAACUAUAUUCAUAAAAUUUGAUAUUUAAUUACAGGAUGUGGGCUUUGUCAUUGCUUUAUUGUUGGAUUAUGUGGUAUGUGUGCAUUUGCAGAAGCUUGCGUUCUUCCAAUUAUUUUAGUUAUAAUUCCAUUUAUGGCAUGUGAUUUAAGCCUAAAUACAAGCCAAGUGACUACUGUGUAUGCUAUGUUAACUUUAGGAAUGGCUGUAGGAGCAUUUGUAUUCGGAAUAAUAAUCGAUGCAAGUGGACGUAAAGGAUCGAUUCCCGCCACUAUGAUCGCUGUGUUUUGCGCCAGUAUCAGUUUAUCCUUUGCGCAAACUACUUUCUUGAUAUACCUUUCAAUAUUUGUACUUGGACUGGGAUUAGCUGGUAAUAACGUGGUUUUAAGAGUAUAUGUAAUCGAAUUUUUGCCCAUGAAACGAAGAGGCUUCUGUUUAGUUGUUUUGGAUGUAUUAGGAGUUAUUGGUUAUGUGUCUGCUUUAGGAUUGUCAUGGCUACUGAUGCCUUCGAUCGUGCGAUUACAAAAUAAAAAAUUUCGACCAAAUUCUUGGCGAGUCCUUAUAGGAUUAGGAGGUAUACCGAAUUUGAUCAUGGCAUGUGCGACUAGUUUAUUACCGGCAAGUCCUAGAUACUUGCUUUAUCGGCGUCGGUACGAAGAAGCGCUAACUGUGUUACGGCAGAUCUAUGCAAUUAAUAAUUCGAAGCAUGCCGAUACUUAUACAUUACGUACUUUAGACAAUUGUGUUCGACCAGACGAGGAAGAUGAAGAAGAUACAGGAAAUGUGAGUAAAAUAGUACGGACAUUCUGUAUAAAAACACGCAAACGAAUCCACAAGAUAUGCAGCACACCGUUUAAAUGUACCACCAUAUUAGGACUUUGUAUCAAUCUUUUACAAUUUCCAGGAAUCAUUUGGGUUGCUCUUUGGAAUACGCAAUUGUUUCAAGAAACAGAAAACUUUAACAAAUCAGCAAAGAAGAAUUCUACAUGCGUUGUCGAUAUAGAGAACUUGGCAUUAGGAUUUUUGCAAAAUUGUCAAGAAAUAGACACGGAUCGUUUUAGAAUUCUUUUCUAUUUAUCUUUGAGCUACAUAUUAGGAGAAAUUUUGUUGCUAAUUGGCAUCGAUGUUAUUGGUAGAAAAAUAUUUCUAGUACUUUCAGGAUUAGCGGGAACAGCCGCGUGUCUUGGUUUAUUAUUUACAGUUCAUAAUAUAGUACAAAUCGUUCUUUCAUUGAUCAUACUAGCAGCUUACGCGAUCGGUCGUACGACAGCUUCGAUACUUUUACUGGAAAAUUAUUUUACCGGCGUAAGGGGCACGAUUAUCGGUUUAUCCAGAAUGUUUCCAUACUUGGUUGGUAGUUUUACUAAACUCUUUCUAAAUAUACAGUGUCUUACCAGUAUCUACAUUAUGUCAGGAAUUUUGUUGAGUGCUGCUGUUGCAGGGUCACGAAUGCCUGACCUAACCCGAUUACCGAUGCAAGAAUAACUUCUUAAUGUUCAUAUUUUUAUAAUCUCGAUAAAUUAUAAAUAAUUCUCUAUGGACUAUAGUUGUGUUGUAAAAAAACAGAGCAGAUCGUUAUUCAUAUUUCGGUAGCAGUCAUAAAUG